CGCCCAAACGGAACUCAAACCGGACUCCACCAGAAACGAUCGAGAGCCCGCUCCAUCCGUGAGGAGGCAUCGAAUCAAAACUGUAGUAGAUUAUUGGCUAGUCUAAAGGAAACGGAGAGAAAAGAAAAUCCAGGAGGGGGCGGGAGAGGAAUGAAGAAAUGAAUAUGAAUUAUUGGCGCGUCGCGUAGGAGUGAGAAAGGAAAGAUUCGCCGACGAUAGAGAGGGGAGGGGGAGAGAGAAACGAACCAAAGCAAUCUCUCUCUCGAAGGAUGGAAUUGGAGGAGCUAGCAAUUCGGCCAUAUCCGAAAAGCAUCAUCCCCUUUCCCUCCCUCCCUUCCACCACCAUCAUCAUCACCGCCGACCCGGCCCGGCGGUUUCUCGGAUUCCCAGAAUUUAUGCCCAGCUCGCGAAUCCAUCAGCCAUUCCUUGCCCCUUAAAUCCACCUCCCGGAGACGACAUCUCACCGUAGACCUCCAGCGCUCUCUCCUCUCUCUCACACACAGAUACAACCUACGCUCUUGCGUCCAUCGACAAGUAGCUGUUCAAGUUUGUGCUUGGGCUAAGAGAACUUCUGCUUCCUCUCCUUGCUUGGCAUGCCUAGGUGCAACACCGAGACAACGGCGACGAUGUCGGAGCUCAUCUGCAACGGGUGCCGGAGCCUCGUCACCUACAACCGUAGCGCUACCAACAUACGCUGCUCCCGUUGCAGCUGUCUCAACUCCACAAGAGCAGCGAGCCAGAUGGCCCACCUGACGUGUGGCCGGUGCCGGACCACGCUCAUGUACCCGCCGGGUGCCUCUACUGUGGAGUGCGGCUCGUGCCGGCACGUCAACCAUGCCAGAGGCCAGGGCUCCUCUGCUCCUCCGGAUGCCUGGCCUCAGACAGUUCUGGUGGAGAAUCCCAGGACAAUGAAUGACAAGGGCAAGCUGGUGAGCAAUGUGGCUGUUGGUGUCACCUCAUGGAAAAGAUGACCAAGAAGAAACUCUUGGUCUUGUCCCAGGGGGGUCUGAUUAAGGAUGCAUGCCCUUGGUGAAUUUGUAUCAUCGUUGUCGUCGUCAAACAAAUGUUAAAAUCAAGUGUGUUUUGAAGCUUGAUAUAAACAAGAGAAACAGUAGGACAAGAGGCAAAGGGAGAAAAAAAAGAACAAAAAAAGGAUCUCUAAAAUGUGCCAUGUUUGUGCUUCUUUCUGAAAUGUAAAUAUGCUGGCUAUGUGAUAGCCUAUGAUGUGCUAUGAACAAAAAGGAAUGAAAAAGCAUUAUGUCCUGGAA
Messenger RNA from Lolium rigidum, 1268 nucleotides. Its product is annotated as protein LOL4-like. The coding region runs from base 594 to 971 and encodes 125 amino acids. The record is from RefSeq and is a predicted model, not a curated record. Lineage: Eukaryota; Viridiplantae; Streptophyta; Magnoliopsida; Poales; Poaceae. The transcript has 5 exons.